GACACAACCACCAACAAACAAUGGACCUGGUGACCAGCGACGUCCUCAAGGUGUUAGGCCUGAGGGAGACCAUAGUUUAGAAUCGGUAUCAGGUAAACCAAUGUGGAUGAACUUGUUCAACAGUUCAAACGUUGGUAUAUAUAGGAUGAAUGAGGAUUUCCUCAGUGUUUCUUUUGCAUCAACUCCGAAUGCCGUUAGUCCCCCGUGUUCGAUUCAUAAUCAUUGUUAUAUAUUGUACAUUCUCACAGAGUUUUACCCACUUUUCCUCAUUGCGGGUUUGAGUUACUGUGUCGCAUUGAAAUAG
Molecule: messenger RNA, 304 nt
Organism: Haemonchus placei
Lineage: Eukaryota; Metazoa; Nematoda; Chromadorea; Rhabditida; Trichostrongylidae
Source: the annotation of a GenBank genome assembly